AUGGAAUUCUAUCACAUCGUAGCGCCAUCGCCCCGCCAAGCUCAUCAAAGACUUAGAUCAGAAUAUCAGGAUAUGAAGACGACCCGUUCCAAUUCUGGGACAGAUCUGUCAAGGUCCAAAAAGGCUAAGUUUCCUCAUAGCGCUUUUCAGAUAGGUAACGAGUCGCCUGUACGGCGCCCAAAAUCAGCGACGCCACUGCACUCAUCCAAGAUUCAACAACAGGAAGCAUUCACAGAGCUCAUCAACAAACGUUUACAUCAUUAUAAUUUAGAUUAUGUGGAAAGUAAGGAAGAGCACUUAAAGCACAUAUAUGACCCCCUCUCAAGGUGGUUUUGUCGGGAUGUGAAACCGGCCUUUGUUGUUGAGGACUGUCUUCCAUACCGAAUUGAGAGCCACAAAGAGCAAGCCAAGUAUUUGUGCCAUGUGUUGGUCAAUUUAUACAUUUCAGUCAGCUCCCUAGACAUCCAAGGUCUUAUAUCGAUAUCAAGUAAGGAUUUGGCCGAUCUGGAGGUCGAGAUUGACAGCUUAGCACUCAACACCGAUAUGUUCAAAUUAUCCAGCGAUGAGGAUUCCUCAUUUAACGAUAUCCAGAACUUUGAUGAAGAUGAGGAUGACGAGUUUGACGAGUUCGUCGAAUUAGACGGACUCAGUUUCAACGCCACUGGGAAAAUCACCGCUAGGUCAGCAAGGGUAAUCAAUGUCAAUCACUGGGCAAAUGAACUUAAAAAUUGCCUCCACUUUGAGAUUCCCAUAAGUCUGAGGAAGAUCCUAGCCUCCAUUUUCUAUUGUCUUUCAUUAUUACAGGGACAAAAAGUCUAUCGACCAAUGUAUGUCGACUUAUUUGAGGCUCUGGUAAGUACUGACGAUGAGGGCACGGAUUUCACUCAGCUAUUGCUAGAAGCAGGAUUAGAAAUAGAUUACAAACCGAUGAAGAUGUUCCUCGAUGAAUUUUUGCCCUCAGCUGACGCGGAGUAUACACGCUUUGAAAUUUCUAGCAAGGCUGAUAACCAGCUUUUUAGGCUGCUUCUAAAACUUGCCCACAUGGCAAAGCCGUUUUACAACCACAAGGCUGACAUUCUCAAGGAGACAAUGGAUCAUUUUAUUUCUAGUUUGUCGCCAUUGACUUCUUUCAGCGUAUUUCCUAUUAUAACUUCCUUCGUCCCGUACCACUAUCAAGAGAACGUGAAAAUCACAGACUAUUUUCCUUUUCUCUUCACAUUGUGGACCACAACUACGCCAUCGAUUGGCUUUGAUACUCAUUUUUAUGACUUUGUUGGGUGCAUCGCAGAGGAUGCACACCAUCAAUUACUACAACAAGAACAACCCAGGCUAGAAAAAGUGAGUCAAGUGGCUUUUGGUGAUUUUGGUUUGUUAACGGUGGACCAAAUUGACUUCAUUUUUAAUAGGGUCCAGAACCAUUUAAGAAAUGAUUUUCAAAUUGUCUCAUUUAGCCGGACUGUAAGGCCCCUGAUCUACUCCAUCAAUGGUUUACAUAACCAGGAAUACUUUGCUAAGUUACAAGAACUUCUAAAGUCGAUCGAGACAUUCGCUCAUCCCUCGAAUAAUGGACCGUGGACUAAGGUGAUAGCCAAGUUCGUGCAUGGAUUUAUCAAGAUGUACCAUCAGAGGGUCAAAUUUGAAUCAAAUGAUAAGGCGAAGUUCAGGGCUCCUUUGAAACUGAAUAAGGCAUGUCAUCAGCAUCUUCUGGGCAUUUUUCGCAACGUGAUAUUCCUUGGGGCUCAAAAUAAAAAUCCUGAUAUGGCAAAUUACUAUAUUUCAUGUCUGGCCUAUAUGCUUGACAUAGAAAGCGAUAACAAGUACCUCCUGCUCGAUAGGGUUCUCCUCGACUUGUACGAUUCCCUGGGUGACCUUUACAUCCAUUCGGCCCACCGUCUAGUAUCAUCGCUUAAGCAAUUUACGAAGGCGGCUAGGUUUAUGAUUGAAGAACCCUUGUUUCGCGUUCAUAUAGUCAACCUUCUAUCCUUACUAGUGGCCAAAAUAGAUUCCAAUGAUUUGACGCUGACGAGUAACGUCAUCAAUUGCAUUGUCUCCAUUUCUUCAUUUAUACCAUUGGAAAAUUUGAUAUCUGAAGGCGAAUAUCUGAGCUUCGAAUCCCAUACAUUACCGUUCAUUCAAGAGCAUAUUUUCUUUAUCAAAGAGGGCGGCUCGUCUCACGAGUUCCACUAUGAUGGUUCAGCGAUGAAAGCAGCUUUUAAGGCAUCGACCACAAUUUUUGAAAACAUACUCAAAGUUUACCUAGAUAAGGUCGUACAGUUAGUUGACUGUGAUUUGGAAGAGGGUUUUAUCAGCAAGUUGAACCAAACUACAAUGAUAAUGAUUGAAUCCAUGUCUGAUUCCACAUUCAAGUAUUUCGCCGACGCGCUAGAGAGAACUUUCUGGGAGAAUGACUAUUUCAAAGAACAGGAACCAAAUUACGAAUUUUUAACCAUACCACUAGGUGCUAUUGUGAGAAGAGACAGCACUUUAGGUAGAAGAUUAUUUGACAGCCUAGCGCUCAAUAUCCGGGACCAAAUCCAAAGGGGUGCUGGCUCAGUUAGAAGCUCGUCUGAAAUCCAACACCGAGAUGUAAAGUUAUUAACAUAUUUGACUGCUCUCAGCGAUAUUUUGAGACAGUCGCGCUCAUCGAUGUUAAACUACAAACAUGAGAUUAGAGAGCUUUUGUUCUUUAUUUUUGAUAACAUCUCAAAUCCUCCACUUGAUGUACACACUUCCCUGAUUUUGCACAAUGUUCUGACAAGCUUAUGCUCCACAGAAGUUGUGGAUUAUCGACUCUUUCCAAAUGACUGUACUCUCUCCGGUGAAGAAAAGUGGGGAGGCCUACAAUUCAGCUCUGUAAAGUUUUCUAAAGAGAUGACAAGUUUCGAGUGGCAUAUUCCAACUGAACAAGAAGUGGAAUUUGCCACGGAGCUGUUAGAAGAGUUUACCGACUACUGUUCAAGGAAUAUUGAUGAAAUGAUGGCAUCACCUGUGAAAGAUUCAUCUUGUAGUGAUAGGAUGAAAAAGUAUAUUUUGAUCAUCACACACACUCUUUCAGGAUCGAGUUUAUUGUUUGACGCCGAAUACAAUAAACACAAGACGGAGCUUUUUCCCGUGGACCCUUACAAGAAUAAAUUAUUACUGCUAAAAAGUAUCAGGGAUAAACAAUGCGAUACUGAGGAAUUGAAUGUUGACGUUGAGCAUGCCAGGAGCGACCCUAGUAACGAGUCAGAUGUUGAAUUGUCUGCUGAGCUGUCCGAAGAUGCUCUGGAUGAAAUCCACAUCACAGAGCAAGGUGGAGAAGUAGACGAAGCCACUUAUAUGUUUGAUGACCCAUCUUCCAAUGUUCCUUCUGGAAUUGCCACUCCCGAACCUGGUUUGCAUCACGGGCACUAUGGUGUAGAUUCGAAUCUAAGUGGCGCCUUGAUGUUUAGAGAUUUGGAUAUUUUUUGCUGCAACUACUUUUUUGGGCCCGAUCCGCGAAAAAAGUUGGAUAAUAAGAUGUAUCUCAAAAUACAGUUGACUAGGUCAAAGAUUGGUGCUCUUUUUCACAAGCUAUUUAAGUUCUUCUCUGCCCACUUUGAAGACAAUACGAUACUGUUUAAAAUUUUGUUGCAUGGAAUAAAGGUCUGGUUCACUGACAUAGGGCAAGAGACAAUGUUCAAUGAGGAACCGGCCUCGGUCUUGGACAUGGACUUUUUGGAAAACAUCCAGAACAUAUCUCAUGUCCGCGAGCCUUACACUAGGACUUGCUUGGCCGCGAAAGCACAUAACCUUCAUGAAGCUAGAGUUCUUCUGCAUUCAACUAACAGAGUACCUUCAAGACUAGAGAGAGUACUGCUAAGGGACAUUUUAAAGCUCUCUAUGUCGCUUUAUCCCAAUAUAUUCAAAGCCGCCCAAGGAUGUUUGGUGCUGACCAUGAAGCAGUUAGUAGGAUCAUAUCCAAUUGUUAUAAAGCAUCUAAUAGAGUCUCUUGAGAAGGCCCUGAAAAAUGGAGAACACAAAAAAGUUGAAGUUAUACUAGAGGUAUUGUUGAUCAAGAAGAUACAUCGAAAGGUUAUGUCGGACUUCAAAAAUCUUGAGCAUAUUGCGAGACUUUUGAUCUGUUGCUGUAGGGUCAAAGACUUCGAGGUUUCCAAGAUUGCAGACAGAAUACUGACCGAUAUUUCAGUCGGCUUGAAAAUACCAUCUAGUGUCUGCUUACUAGAUUUGACCAAGAUCGAACAACUAGGGCCAAUAGAUGACUCGAUUACCCAGCAGGUUUCUGCUGUUCGCAAGGCGAAAGAGGGCAAACGUAAAAGCUUCAUUGUGCUUUUGGAAAGGUUCCAAACUUUUUUGAUAGGUCUUUUAGAAUCUGACGAAGAGUUAGGAUGGAAGAUCCCUGUUACUGUCAUGAAAUUGACAUCAAAAUUGCAAUCCAGCCUGGAACUCACUCCGAAUAAAGACAUUUUACCAAGGAUUUUAGACCUCACCAAAACAAAACAUCCAACCAUGAUUCAUCUGGCAAUUAAGAAUUUCCUCAAUAUUUGCAAUAAAAUAAUCUCACUAGGAGGUUGUCGGUAUGAUCUAAAGAAUGCUUUCGAUUUCAACUUUUUGAAAAGCGACUUUGAACUUGUCGACACAAGCGUUGACGGCUUCCGGGCCGCCUUUAAUCGUGAAAUGCAAAAUUUUACAAAUCCAAAGUACUACAUUGAUUCGAAAGCAUACGUUGGAUAUGUCACUUGGGGAAGACCUAUGAAAGUCCUUAAAAGUGAUUCAUUCUGUAAAUUUGAUUUGAGGGAUCAAGAAAUGAAUUGUCUUCGAGAAUUUGGGCACCUGAUCAGUAAAGAAUGGGUUGCAGAUAUCUGCCAGAUUUUGAUACAGGACAAUGAGAGCAGAGGAGUUUUCAGCAGCUGUAAUAUUGAGUUCUUUGAACUGCUUGUCUCUUUGAUCUCAAAUUCCUGCACAAACCUCGAGUAUGAUGACUUGUUAGAACUUUGCAAAUCACUUUACGAUAAGAGCGACAAACCCUCGAUGAUCAUGUCUGCAGAAAUGAUUGCAGGGCUUUUCAUGGCUUCCAAGGUUACAACACAGCAGGACCUUCAAAAGCGAGAUGUUUUUUUAAUGAAUUUCCUGGAUGAUUGUUUGGAUCACGAGUUGAAUCAGGAUGCAGUGGAUAUAUGGUCUAUUUUGUGUUGGUGGCUUCCUACUUCUGUUGAUGUAAGGAGGUGCUGGCCAUUUUAUAAAAAGAUCUUUGACAUAAAGGAUGUCUUAGACACUGCUUCAGAUUCGUCUGCUGAUCAAGCUUCCAAAAUUACGCUGUUAAGAAAUACAAUUUUAAGUUUGGACUUCAGAACGCCGAACGCAGGUGAAAUACUAUCGUAUUUGGUGGUCGAUCACCCAUAUGACCAAGUGCGUCAGGCGAUUUCCAAGCUCUUGUCGACCCUCCUACAAAGCCAGCUUUAUCCUUCUUUCCCCACCGUUCGUGAAUUGGUACAGUAUACGACGAAUGGAACGGGACUGGGGCGAAUGAUAAGAAGGGUACCUCCAGAGUUUGAUCAGAAGCUGAAGGACAUGUUUGAGACCAUAGAGGGAGAAAGACUGAAGAUAUUCGAACUCCCAGCCCACGAAAUUCUGAAGACGAGAUACUAUUAUUUGGCAGCGACGAUGCUCAAUUGGGUUUUGGAGUUAAUGAAGGGACACAACAGUGUGGUUUUAGUCCUAUAUUUGGAACAUUACUUGGCUCCAUUCUUGAUGAAUCUUAUUAAGAUGAAGGACGUCUGCAACUUAGCCAAUCUAGAGCCGACUGCGUGCUACAUUGCUAUUUCUUUCUGGUCGCUCAGGCAAGAAUACAUGCCGGUAGUUAUGUCAUUGAUCGAGAAAAUGCCAUUGGAGACAUCGCACGAACUACGUGUGCAGCUUGUGUUUGUUGAAAACUUCUAUUCUAAAAACAUGUUGCAAUUAUCUGCGGAACAAAAAGAGUCCAUACUUAAGUUUGUGGUCAAACAUAUAUACAAUGAAAGUUUUGUGGAGGUGCGCUUGCGGGCCGCAGAAACUUUGUCUGGAAUAAUCCACACUUUGAGCGACACCAACAAACCAUCGGAGCUCAUCAAUGAGUUCGCUCGUGGGUUGGGGUCACACUCUUUUGCGUCCAAAAAGAAGCUUUCCAAAACUGAUUACAAAAUCCAUGGCUCUGUGAUCGGUUUAGGAGCUGUCGUGUCUGCAUUCCCAUAUGCUUUUCCAUUACCUACAUGGAUUCCAAGCCAGCUAAGUGGACUUGCUUCAUGGGCCAGAACUAGUGGCAUGUCAGGUGCAGCCGCUAAAGAGAUUAUCAGCGAUUUUAAGAAGGUAAGAGCAGAUACUUGGCAUCUCGACAGAGCAGCCUUCACUCCCGAGGAACUAGAAGAUCUGGAAGGUGUUUUAUGGAGGAGUUACUACGCUUGA
Lachancea dasiensis is the source of this 6420-nucleotide messenger RNA. NCBI's taxonomy places the organism in Eukaryota, Fungi, Ascomycota, Saccharomycetes, Saccharomycetales, Saccharomycetaceae. The record is from the annotation of a GenBank genome assembly.